GAAGGGGCGGAGCCGCAAGAGAGGAAGCGGCCGCAGACCGAGGCGCCCUUCGCCGGCCUGGCCGCUGGUCGGGGUCUGCGGGGCCUUCGGUGACCCUCGGCACCAAGCAGCGACACCGGGGCCAUGGCCAUGGACAUCGCGGCAGCUCCGUCUUCCCUGGCCCUCGGGGUCUCGAGCCCGGCCGCGGUCCCCACCUCCUACGGGGUAUUCUGCAAGGGGCUCUCCCGCACCCUGCUCGCCUUCUUCGAGCUGGCCUGGCAGCUGCGUACGAAUUUCCCGUACUUCUACGUCGCGGGCUCGGUGAUCCUCAACAUCCGCUUGCAGGUACAUUUUUAGCGCCCCGGUUACGCUAACGGUCCGUGGGCCAGCGCAAUGGCGGACUCCCAGGAGGCCCGGCGGCGGCGGAGCAGAGCGGAGUUGCGCCUGACGGCCUCUUCAGUCUCGCGAGAGUCUCCCUUUGUCGUUGCACUUGCCCCUCUUAGCCAAGCUCCCCAGGCGGUCGUAGAAAUCCUGCUGUGAGAGAGAGGAGUUACGGGAUUUUCCACGGACAGUGAAGAAUUUAAUGAAGGCCCACAACCGUAUUUAAGAAGCUGUGCAUCCUUAAAAUUAAGACGAACGGGAUGUGUUAUAAAAAAGGAAGGCUACUAAAUUUUUCAGGAAAAAAAUGUAAAAUAUGAGUUAACGGUUCAAACUAAAGUAUCCUGAAUUUCUGGAAUACUGGAUUGGAUUGUAAGCAAGAUAUUGAAUAAGAAGCUAAAGAUCUUAAGGAUAUGAUGUGGAAGUCAUAUAUUUCUUCAUCCCACAAGAGAAAACUGACAAUCAGAAAUUUUCAUUGGAAAAAAAAACCUACUGGAAAAGCAUCCUUCUAAUGCCAAACCAUGUAAAAUGCUGCGGGGUUUUGAACAGAGGGUUGGCGUAUAAGAAAGUGGACUCUAUUUCAGUGUUCCUGUGAGUAGCAUGGUUCAAGACCUUUGUGCCAAAGCGAAGAAAAUCCAGUUACAGUACAAAGCCUGGCUAUUUAAUGAAUAACAUUUCAAUAAUCAUAAUUUAUAUAAA
Molecule: messenger RNA, 1056 nt
Organism: Pteronotus mesoamericanus
Lineage: Eukaryota; Metazoa; Chordata; Mammalia; Chiroptera; Mormoopidae
Gene: SMIM10L1
Product: small integral membrane protein 10 like 1
Exons: 1
Coding region: 124-336 (70 amino acids)
Source: RefSeq, a predicted model, not a curated record